UCCAAGUGCCGUUUCGGUUUAAUCUAGUGUGUGACUGAGUGUGAGAGGAACCUAGUGUUUGUGUGUGUGUGUGUGUGUGUGUGAGGUAUUGGGGUGAGGCCGCCAAGACUAGAAAAGGAGGCUCCCUCAGGAGUGAGGGACAGAGGGGGCGUGAGUCACGUAGGCCGCGGGACUCCGGCGACAGGAAGCUGCUCUGAACCUGGCCACCGGGAAGGGGAAGGGCGCUCGCGGGGCUCACAGGGCCCCAUAGCCGGAGUCGGCCCCGCAGCCCAGGGCCGCUGGCUUUCUGCUUCCUCGAGCUCCCGACAGCAGGGGCCUGAGGAGACUGGCUCGGCGGCGCGUGGGGAAGGACGUGGUCCUGCAACUCCGCCGUGAGGAAUUCGGGUCUCCUUCUCCCCGUCUCUCCCCACCUCAUGUAGGAGGGCGCCGAGGCGGCGGGAGGGGGAGGAGCCCAGCCGCGAGUCCCUUCCCUCCCAGCCCCGGCGAGGGGCGCUCGGGGGGCGUGGAGUUGGGCCGGGGGCGGGAGGAGCGGCUUCCUGCAGCGCCGGGGAACUUUUCCCCGUCUUCAGGUCGGGGCUAAGGUAAUGCCCAAUUCCGAGAGACAUGGGGGCAAGAAGGACGCGAGUGGAGGAGCUUCUGGAACUUCGCAGCCGUCAUCGGGAGGUGGCAGCUCAAACAGAGAGCGUCACCGCUUGGUGUCGAAGCACAAGCGGCACAAGUCCAAGCACUCCAAAGACAUGAGCUUGGUGACCCCAGAAGCAGCAUCCUUGGGCACAGUUAUCAAACCUUUGGUGGAGUACGAUGACAUCAGCUCUGAUUCAGACACUUUCUCUGACGACAUGGCAUUCAAAUUAGACAGGAGGGAAAAUGAUGAACGUCGUGGAACAGAUCGGAGUGACCGCUUGCAUAAACAUCGCCACCACCAGCACAGACGUUCCCGAGAGUUGCUAAAAACUAAACAGGCCGAAAAAGAAAAGAACCAGGAAGUGUCCAGCAAGUCGGGAACGGUGAAGGGCCGGACAUCAGGAAGUUCCAAGCGUUCAAAUGAGGAGAACGAUGACUACGGGAAGGCGCAACUGUCCAAAAGCAGCAGCAAGGAGUCGAGGUCAUCCAAACUCCACAAGGAGAAGACCCGGAAAGAACGCGAGCUGAAAUCUGCACACAAGGACCGGAGUAAAACUCAUCGGAAAAGAGAAACACCCAAAAGUUACAAAACGGUGGAUAGCCCCAAACGGAGGUCCCGGAGUCCUCACAGGAAAUGGUCUGACAGCUCCAAACAAGAUGACAGCCCCUCAGGCGCUUCUUAUGGACAAGAUUAUGACCUUAGUCCUCCAAGGUCUCAUACCUCCAGCAAUUAUGACACCUAUAAGAAGAGUCCUGGAAGUACCUCAAGAAGGCAGUCAGUCAGCCCACCUUACAAGGAGCCUUCUGCCUACCAGUCCAGCACACGGUCGCCCAGUCCCUACAGUAGACGACAGAGGUCUGUGAGUCCCUAUAGUCGGCGACGGUCGUCCAGCUAUGAAAGGAGCGGCUCUUACAGUGGGAGGUCGCCCAGUCCCUAUGGUCGAAGACGAUCCAGCAGCCCUUUCCUAAGCAAGCGGUCUCUGAGUCGGAGUCCACUGCCCAGUAGGAAAUCCAUGAAGUCCAGAAGUAGAAGUCCUGCCUAUUCAAGACAUUCAUCUUCCCAUAGCAAAAAGAAGAGAUCCAGCUCACGCAGUCGUCAUUCCAGUAUCUCACCUGUCAGACUUCCAUUGAAUUCCAGCCUGGGAGCUGAACUCAGUAGAAAAAAGAAGGAAAGAGCUGCAGCAGCAGCAGCAGCAAAAAUAGAUGGAAAGGAAUCCAAAGGUUCACCUGUAUUUCUGCCUAAAAAAGAGAAUAGUUUAGUGGAGGCUAAGGAUUCAGGCUUGGAGCCUAAAAAGUUACCCAAAAGUAUAAAAUUGGAAAAAUGUGCCCCAGAUACAGAACUGCAGAAUGUAACACAUUUAAACACAGAGGUCAAAAAUUCUUUAGAUACAGGGAAAGUAAAGUUGGAUGAAAACUCUGAGAAGCAUCCUGUUAUGAAAGAUUUGAAAGUACAGGGAACAAAAGACUCUAAACCCAUAACACUGAAAGAGGAGAUUGGUACUCCAAAAGAGCCAGAGAUAUCAGAAAAGGAGACUCCUCCACCUCUCCCCACAGUUGCUUCUCCACCUCCUUUACCAGCUACUACACCUCCCCCUCAGACACCCCCGUUACCACCUUUGCCUCCACUACCGGCUGUUCCACAGCAGCCACCUCUGCCUCCUUCUCAACCAACAUUUAGUCAGGUUCUUGUUCCCAGUACUUCAACUUUACCCCCUUCUACUCACCCAAGGACAUCUACUUUAUCCUCUCAGGCAAAUUCUCAGCCCUCUGUACAGAUUUCUGUGAAGACUCAAGUUUCUGUAACAGCUGCUAUUCCACACCUGAAAACAUCAACAUUGCCUCCUCUUCCUCUCCCACCCUUGUUACUUGGAGAUGAUGACAUAGAUAGUCCAAAAGAAAUUCUUCCUUCAAAACCUGUAAAGAAAGAGAAAGAACAGAGGACACGCCAUUUACUCACCGACCUUCCUCUCCCUCCUGAGCUCCCUGGUGGUGACCCAUCUCCCCCAGAGUCUCCAGAGCCAAAGGCAAUUACUCCACCACAGCAGCCGUUUAAGAAGAGACCAAAAAUUUGUUGUCCUCGCUAUGGAGAAAGACGACAAACAGAAACUGACUGGGGGAAACGCUGUGUGGACAAGUUUGACAUUAUCGGGAUUAUUGGAGAGGGAACCUAUGGUCAAGUGUAUAAAGCUAAGGACAAAGAUACAGGAGAACUAGUAGCUCUCAAGAAGGUGAGACUAGACAAUGAGAAAGAGGGCUUCCCAAUCACAGCCAUCCGUGAAAUCAAAAUCCUUCGUCAGUUAAUCCACCGAAGUGUUGUUAACAUGAAGGAAAUUGUCACAGAUAAGCAAGAUGCCCUGGAUUUCAAGAAAGACAAAGGUGCCUUUUACCUUGUAUUUGAGUAUAUGGAUCAUGACUUAAUGGGACUGCUUGAAUCUGGUUUGGUGCACUUUUCUGAGGACCAUAUUAAAUCAUUCAUGAAACAACUAAUGGAAGGACUUGAUUACUGUCACAAGAAGAAUUUCCUGCAUCGGGAUAUUAAGUGUUCAAACAUUUUGCUGAACAACAGUGGACAAAUCAAACUAGCAGAUUUUGGACUUGCUCGGCUCUAUAACUCUGAAGAGAGUCGCCCUUACACGAACAAAGUCAUUACUCUGUGGUACCGACCUCCAGAGCUGCUGCUGGGAGAGGAGCGUUAUACACCAGCCAUAGAUGUUUGGAGCUGUGGGUGCAUCCUUGGGGAACUCUUCACAAAGAAGCCUAUUUUUCAAGCUAACCUGGAACUGGCUCAGCUAGAAUUGAUCAGCCGUCUCUGUGGUAGCCCUUGUCCAGCUGUGUGGCCUGAUGUUAUCAAACUGCCCUAUUUCAACACCAUGAAGCCAAAGAAACAAUACAGGCGGCGUCUGCGAGAGGAAUUCUCUUUCAUUCCUUCAGCAGCACUUGAUUUAUUGGAUCACAUGCUGACACUGGAUCCUAGCAAGCGCUGUACAGCGGAACAGACCCUACAGAGCGACUUCCUUAGAGAUGUGGAGCUCAGCAAGAUGGCUCCGCCAGACCUUCCUCACUGGCAGGAUUGCCAUGAAUUGUGGAGUAAGAAACGGCGACGACAGCGACAAAGUGGUAUUGUGGUGGAAGAACCACCUCCGUCCAAAGUUUCUCGGAAAGAAACUACCUCAGGGACAAGUGCUGAGCCUGUGAAGAGCAGUAGCCCAGCACCACCUCAGCCUGCUGCUGGCAAAGCGGAGCAGCCUGGGGCUGGGGAUUCAGUAGGCCUUGGUGACAUCACACAGCAGCUGAAUCAAAGUGAAUUAGCAGUGUUAUUGAACCUGCUGCAUAGCCAAACUGACCUGAGCAUCCCUCAGAUGGCACAGCUGCUUAACAUCCACUCUAACCCGGAGAUGCAGCAGCAGCUGGAAGCCCUCAGCCAGUCCAUCAAUGCCCUGACAGAAGCCACUUCCCAGCAGCAGAACUCAGAGCCCGUAGCCCCAGAGGAGUCUUUGAAGGAGGCACCCCCUGCCCCAGCAGCCCUGCCUUCAGCAGAACAGACAACCCCUGAAGCUUCAAGCACACCAGCUGACAUGCAGAAUAUGUUGGCAGUUUUCUUGAGUCAGCUGAUGAAAACCCAGGAGACCGCAGGCAACCUAGAGGAAAGCAACAGUGACAAGAAUAGUGGGCCCCAGGGGCCCCGAAGAACUCCCACAAUGCCACAGGAGGAGGCAGCAGCAUGUCCUCCUCACAUUCUUCCACCAGAGAAGAGGCCCCCUGAGCCCCCCGGACCUCCACCGCCGCCACCUCCACCCCCUCUGGUUGAAGGCGAUCUUUCCAGCGUCCCCCAGGAGUUGAACCCCGCCGUGACAGCCGCCUUGCUGCAACUUUUAUCUCAGCCUGAAGCAGAGCCUCCUGGCCACCUGCCACAUGAGCACCAGGCCUUGAGACCAAUGGAGUACACCAACAGACCCCAUCCAAACAGGACUUAUAGAAACACUGAUGGGCCUGAAACAGGGUUCAGUACCACUGACACUGACGAACGCAGCUCUGGUCCAGCCUUGACAGAAUCUUUGGUCCAGACCCUGGUGAAGAACAGGACCUUCUCAGGCUCUGUGAGCCACCUUGGGGAGUCCAGCAGUUACCAGGGCACAGGGUCAGUGCAGUUCCCAGGGGACCAGGAUCUCCGAUUUGCUAGGGCUCCGUUAGCAUUACAGUCAGUGGUUGGGCAGCCAUUUGUGAAGGCAGAGGGAAGCAGCAACUCUGUGGUGCACACAGAAACCAAGUUGCAAAACUAUGGUGAGCUGGGACCAGGAACUCCUGGGGCCAGCGGCUCGGGAACAAGCCUUCACUGGGGGGCCCCGGCUCAGUCUUCUGCUUUCGGAAAACUCUAUCGGGGAUCUGCAAGAGUCCCACCAAGAGGGGGACGAGGGAGAGGAGUUCCUUACUAACCCAGAGAGUCCAUUGUCCUGAAAGUUCCUUCCCUGUCCCAUCUUUCCAUCCAGUUCUCCGAACCUUUAAUGAAAUCACUUGCCAGAGUGAGGUAAUCUCAUCUGCAUUUGGCUACUGCAAAGCUGUAUGUUGUAGUCCUUGCUCACUUGCUACUAGCAGGCGACUUAUCACCAUGUUGGCACCAGUUCCCCUGAUGGGCAUAGCCAGAACAUUUCCUUCAGCUCUACCUAGGAGACUAGAGAAUAUGGAGAGGGUCAUUCAGUGUAUUGCCUGCACUUUUUGAGCAGAAGAGAGAAAGGUUUCCGUUUUGAGAUGGCUCAGCUCUUUGGUUUUUAGUUUUGUGGGUUUUUUUUU
Messenger RNA from Octodon degus (degu), 5412 nucleotides. RefSeq names its product cyclin dependent kinase 12 (gene Cdk12). The record is from RefSeq and is a predicted model, not a curated record. Gene Ontology annotation, molecular function: ATP binding; cyclin binding; cyclin-dependent protein serine/threonine kinase activity. Bases 585 to 5057 code for a protein of 1490 amino acids. Gene Ontology annotation, biological process: positive regulation of transcription elongation by RNA polymerase II; transcription elongation by RNA polymerase II; protein phosphorylation. Gene Ontology annotation, cellular component: nucleus; cyclin/CDK positive transcription elongation factor complex. NCBI's taxonomy places the organism in Eukaryota, Metazoa, Chordata, Mammalia, Rodentia, Octodontidae. The transcript has 14 exons.